CAAACGUCGAAAGACAUACACACAAUAAAACUCACUACAUUACCUCAUCGGGCUCUGUCCGUUCCUCAGCCGUCCGAUUUAAAAAUGUCGACGCUGUCCGUCGGAGGAGUUAUCGGGGAGGUCGUCGACAGCUUUGUCCCGAGCGUCAAACUCAGGAUCACCUACAACAUCAACAAACAAGUGUCCAACGGGCGCGAGCUCAUGCCCGCGGUUAUUACAGCUAAGCCGCGGGUCGAAAUAGGCGGAGACGACAUGAGGGGUGCAUAUACUCUUGUGAUGACCGAUCCUGAUGUUCCCGGCCCCAGCGAUCCAUACUUGCGGGAGCAUCUCCACUGGAUUGUUACAGACAUUCCAGGCACCACCGAUGCAUCGUUUGGGAGGGAGAUUGCAAGCUACGAGCCUCCGAAGCCAGUGAUCGGUAUCCAUAGAUACGUUUUUGUAUUGUUCAAGCAGCGGUCGAGGCAUACUGUGACGGCACCUGCUUCGCGGGAUCAUUUCGAAACCAGGAGAUUUGCGGAGGAGAAUGGAUUAGGGCUUCCGGUGGCUGCGAUGUACUUUAAUGCACAAAGAGAGACUGCCUGCAGAAGAAGAUAAGAGAAAACGAGAUGUGCAGAAACAGCAUGCCUUUCAAGAUGUUUAAUGUUAUCUUUUCAUAUUCGAUUUGUCUCAUGAUGGUAAAUGUAACUGAGACUAAAUUCGAUGUAAUAACAUGGCAUUUUCUUUCGCAA
Messenger RNA from Andrographis paniculata, 728 nucleotides. RefSeq names its product CEN-like protein 1. Gene Ontology annotation, biological process: vegetative to reproductive phase transition of meristem; flower development. The record is from RefSeq and is a predicted model, not a curated record. Bases 85 to 594 code for a protein of 169 amino acids. Lineage: Eukaryota; Viridiplantae; Streptophyta; Magnoliopsida; Lamiales; Acanthaceae. The transcript has 4 exons.